CCUUCCUCCAGCCUGAAGCCCUGCCCUACCCUGAGUCAUGAGUCUCCAGCACACUUAGGGCAGCUGGGCCCCUUGCACGCACGCAGUUUUCCUCCUCUGUGGCCCAGGCUCACACUGUACUCCCAGGCAUCACCUAGGAAAGCUCCCUCAAGGUAUUCAAUGGCCACAAUCCAAGCCUACUUCUGGGCAAGAUGCUUUAUGGGUUUAGGGUGUGCCAUGUCUCCUCUGCUAGACUGUGAAGGCCUGGAGGAGAGGGGCUUUCCAUUUUUCUCAUCUGUGUGCUCAGUAAGCACCUACUGCAUGCCAGGUGCAGUGCUGGGCACCAGGAUACCAUUGAAACUGAAAUGCCCGGAAACUUCCAACUGCUCUGCCAUGCUGGCUGCUCCUGGGUGUACCACCCAGGCCUCUUCAUGGUCCAUCAACUAAGGGGCUAGUGUCUGGUGCACCAGGGGUGCUUCAGGAGCUGAGGCCACAUCGACCCACCUCCUUGGACUUCCCUGGCCUCUCAAGGCCAAGCUUGGAGCAAAUGAGGCAGCCUGUAGAGGGCUCAGCCUGACUGACUUCCUGUGACCCAGAGCCCAUGCUGUCUCCACCUCCCUGUCUUAGGAGCCCACGGCACUGCCUGCUCUGAGAAAUGCUGGAAGCUGGGCGAGGCCCAGGCCGGGGGACCUGUUUUUCUUGUUUCCCACAGAGUUCCCUGCAGCCCUGUCCUGGCGUGUGCAUUCAUGAGUGAGGAACCUGAGCCAACGCUGAGCAUCCCAACAGUGAGAGCAGGGGCUGGUCAGGGCGAUGGCCACAGGCCUGGGCCUCUGGAAUGACACCAUCAAUGGCACCUGGGAUGGGGAUGAGCUGGGCUACAAGUGCCGCUUCAAUGAGAACUUCAAGUACGUGCUGCUGCCUGUGUCCUAUGGCCUGGUGUGCGUAUUUGGGCUGUGUCUGAACUCCGCGGCGCUCUACAUCUUCCUGUGCCGCCUCAAGACCUGGAACGCCUCCACCACAUACAUGUUCCACCUGGCUGUGUCGGAUAUGCUGUAUGCGGCCUCCCUGCCCCUGCUGGUCUAUUACUACGCCCGCGGAGACCACUGGCCCUUCAGCACGGUGCUCUGCAAGCUGGUGCGCUUCCUCUUCUACACCAACCUCUACUGCAGCAUCCUCUUCCUCACCUGCAUCAGCGUGCACCGCUGCCUGGGCAUCUUGCGUCCACUGCACUCGCUGCGCUGGGGCCGGGCCAGCUAUGCCCGCCGGGUAGCAGCUGCCGUGUGGGUCCUGGUGCUGACCUGCCAGGCCCCAGUGCUGUACUUUGUCACCACCAGUGCACGUGGCGGCCGCGUUACCUGCCACGACACUUCAGCACCCCAACUCUUCAGCCACUUCGUGGCCUACAGCUCCGUCAUGCUGAGCCUGCUCUUUGUGGUGCCCUUUGCUGUCAUCCUCGUUUGUUAUGUGCUCAUGGCUCGGCGGCUGCUGAAGCCAGCCUAUGGGACCAUGGGAGGCUUGCCACGGGCCAAACGCAAGUCAGUGCGCACCAUCGCCGUGGUGCUGGCUGUCUUCGUCCUCUGCUUCCUGCCUUUCCAUGUCACCCGCACCCUCUACUACUCCUUCCGCACGCUGGACCUCAGCUGCCACACCCUCAACGCCAUCAAUAUGGCUUACAAGAUCACCCGGCCUCUGGCCAGUGCCAACAGUUGCCUGGACCCUGUGCUCUACUUCCUGGCUGGGCAGAGGCUUGUGCGCUUUGCCCGGGACGCCAAGCCACCCACAGACCCCAUUCCUCCCAUCCAGGUUCGCCGCAGGCUGGGUCUGCGCAGGUCCGACAGAACUGACACUAAGAGGACAGGAGACUUGGCCAGGAGUGAGGACUCUAGGCAGACAGAGUCCACACCAGCCGGUGGUGAAAAUACUAAGGACAUCCAGCUGUAGGACCUGAACCCUUCAGACCUGCACAAAUUUAUACUGGGGUGUAGGAACUAAGACUUAUUCAAAGGGGACAGUCUCCCCAGAUAUGGACCAUCAGUGACUCAGGCCGGAAGGUCAAGGGAGCCACAAGUCCAGUGCUGUGUCAUUUGGCAUGGGCUCGGUUUGUUCUUUGUGGUCCAGGGAGCUCAAAAGUCCCCACAGUGCCAGGCACCAUUUGUAUGUGUGAACUGGGGAAUAAGGUUUUAAGAAAGGCAAGGGUUCAGGGCCAGUGCUGCCCCUGGUCUGACUCCCACAUAAAUACCUGGCUGUGCCUGCCAAGGUACCUAGGCUGGAGCCCAGGCAAUCAAGCCAAGUAGAGAAACAGGCCCAGGGAGGCAAGUAACUUACCGAGGUCACUCAGCCAAGCCUGAGCCUCAGCUCUCUGGGAGGCGUGGGGCCACACGUUGACCAGAGGACCCUGGUAAGGAGUCAGGGCUGAGCAAGAGGUUCCCACAGUGGGUCAAGGUGGUCUGAGUGCCACCAUGGUCUCAGGUCUGCGGAGUCCCCCAGCCCAAGGGCUGAAUGUUUGGGAAUUUAUGUCAUAAACCCAUCUGGAGGCUGGGAGCUAAUCUGAGACUAUGACUUCUACUAAAGUUGUUAUCACAUGCUGAGCCAGGCCCUGUUGUGUAGUUGGAGGACGGGGAUACAGCCUGGGAAACUCUUGCCAUCCACACCAGUGUCCUUUCUCCAACCUGUUCUCUUCUGCCACCUGCCUUCCCACUUAGGGGCCUCAGUGGUGGUUCACAUCGGGACUAUCCUCUCCAGACCCCAGGUCAUCCUCCACUUUAAAGUUAACUGGCUUUUGUACCUGGCUCUGCUGGGUGCAGAGAGGAAUCAGAUAGGGUUACAAGAUCAAGAUCCCCCAGUUUAGGAUUUAAAGGAGGCAACCAAUCAUGUGCUGAUAAAUGUUAAACCAUUUAACUAACUCUUCAGGUGAGUAACGAGAACCCCUUAUUUGUAGCAUUGCCAAUUGCCAUGGUACAAAUACUCCUACCAUGGCCGGUUUCAGACUACCAAUGUGAUGUCAACCUCCUUGCAAAAUUCCUGAAAAUUUAACAAUUGGCUCUUGUAAGCAGCUACAAUUUCUCCAGCACACCACUGGAUAAUGCUGAAUGGCUGAGGCUGUGGACCAGGGCAUCAGGGAAGGCCUCCUGGAGUCAGGGGGUGUCUGAGGAAAGCACUUCAUCAGAGAAGAACAUCCAGGUACAGGGUGCAUUAAGGCAAAGAUGUAGGGGCAGGAGAGCAGGGUGUGCAAGAAUUGGAAGCCAGCUGGGCAGCUGGCACCCAGGUUCAAGGCUGGAAUGAGGCUGGGGUUGGGUCACAAGGAGGCCAAGUCAGGGCUCCCUUCUUGUCCUGAGCAUGAGGUUUCCUUUGCACUGGGGAUGAGUGUGGGAGGGAGACACUCCCCUUCCUGUCCAGCCCUUUGUCUCCUGGGAAAACCUAACUACAUGGCAUAUGGUUAGUGCUCAGGGUGGGUCAGGGCUUAGUGUAGGGGAGAUGAGUCUCACCUGGAACAGGUUCUGGGUCCAGCCAGAACCACUCUGCAGACUGGUGGAGUUCAUCUGGACAGGGCCCAGCCCUAGCCUUUGGGCAGGAAUAGGGCAAAGCUGAGAGACCUCAUUCUUAAGCUCAAGAAUAAGGACUCACUUUCUCCCCCUCUGGGAGAGCCCUUGCCUUAUGGGCCCACUCUGCCUGAGAGAAGGUCCUUCUUUCCCCACCCCACCUCCACCUACCUCCUAUGACUUCUCCACCCUUCUGCUCUGCCUGGCCCAAACGGCUCCCCCAGAGGUUGCUCUACUGAGAGUCUAGCUCCAGAGCGCCCCCAUGUGACAGGGACCUGUCACAAGCCAUGACCCAAAGGAUUACUCUGCAUUGUGCAAUGUGGGUGACUUGCCUGAAGUAGUUGUGAAAUGCUCACCCCCCACAUUCUAGGUUCUAUACUUCUGAUAACAUAGCCAGGGUCUACAUUAGUGUUAGUAUUUUUGUGAUGAUAUCUUAUAGUCUGUCCUUGAACCUUUCUUGCAGGCCUGAGCCUAUCUUUCCUACUAGCUACUGCUCAGGUUGAACCCCAUCCCAGUUUAUAAGGAGCCUCUACCCAGAUAAGAUCCUCUGCUGGCCAGGAGUGUAAUGCUGAGCUCUGACACCCUCAGCCCUGCUCAGACCCGGAGGCAGAGAGCUAUACAUCAUGACUUUUGGGGCUCUUGAUUGUGCAUCUGUGUUUGGGGAUGGGGCUGUGUCCACCAUGGGCCCAAGUUCUCUAGUCCCAUUCCUUUCAGAAGGGGUACCUCCAGAAGCUGCCCUGAAGACCCCAAGAACUGAGGGCCACAACACAUGGAGACCAAACCAUGGCCUAGCACCAGGAAGUCUCCCUUGAACCAGCAGCCUGAGAUUUCUAAGGACACAGGACCUAGGGGACAGGAGGGGCUUACUCGCCAUCUAAUCCUGUGGCAGGCACUAGUAGGGUGGGGAACAGAGACCUAAGAGAAACACGGACAGGCCCAGGGCCCCUCUGGACCCCAAUCAAACUGCCUGGCCCUUCGGUAUGGACAUCUGGCCUUAGUGCUCAGUGCCUGGGCCACCAACCUGGUGGGUGAGUUUCCUGACCCUGCUGCCUGGUACUAUUUUCAGCCCAAGUAAGAGCAGGAUUUUCCACUCCUCCCAGCCCCAGACCAUUGUCCAGCAGUGACGUGGAGGGACCUGCCUGCUCUCAAAAUAUCUCCUCUUACUCUCUGGGCCUCCCUGCCCUCUCCCCACCUCCUCACCCUGACAUCACUUCCUGGGGCUGUUGAUUCCUGAAGGCCACUGUGAAAGGGCACAACCCCCUGACAGGGACUCCAGGGAUUAUUCAGCCCAGCUGCAGACUCAAGGCCAGAGAGGGGCGGGGCCUUGCCCAAGGUCACUCAGCAGGUCAGCAUGGUGCCUGGAUGUACGCCAGGGGCUCAGGCUGCCCCAGCUGCUCUGUUCCCUUUAGUGCAGGUUAGUGCCUUUGUGGGAAUCCUCCAUCACCCACUCUGUCCCAGCUCUUCCCACUUUGUAGGAGGAGCUGGGGAGCUGAGGCCAGGAACCCAGGGGCCGGGAUGGUAGGGAGAGCAGGAUGGGAGGAGUAAAUGCCUGCUGACUGGCUUACAGCACUGGUCUCAGUGAGGUCUGUGCAACAAGGGCAGGGGCCCUGGCUCAUAGGGUUCUCUGCUUGAGUGGCAAUUAUCCCUGGGCCCAAGAGGGAGGGGGGAUCCCACAGACAUUCCCACUCUUACUCUCCAAGGUUCAGAAAGGCCCUGGCCAACAUGUCCUCUAGACACAGUUACUCGAGUCUUAGACCAGGUCAAGCCACCAAAGCUACCCCUCUGCCACCACUCUUGUCAUGGCAGAUUUGGGCUGAUCUGUUUAGAGUUAGGCACAUGAGGAAGGGAGCUGAGGUACUGGCCCACAUCCCAGGUACCAUGCAGGGCCCUCUCACAUCCAUUAUAUUAUUUAUUCUUCACUGCUACUGUGUGAAAUCAACAUGAUGCUCCCCAUUUAGUAGAUGAAGGGACAGGCUCUGAGAGUUAAGGACUUGCUCCAGGUUAUACAGGCAGUAAAUGGGUGAGUUAAGAUUGAAUCCUGGUCCAUCUGAUGCCCAGAUUAGCUCCCUUUCCAGUAUCUCAUGCCUCUAGUAACCCCUGCAAGGCAGGAGAGUUUGUAAACGACCCUUCACAUGAUUCAAGAUGAAAGGCCAUCAGUGAGGUUGGGUUUAAGAGCACCAAUUCUAUGACCAGACCACCUGUGUCUGAAUGUUGCCUCCACUUCCCCCAGCUGUGGUAUUUUAGGCACCUAAUCUUGCAGCACCUCUAUUUUCUCAUUUCUAAAAGGAGAUACUACCUCCCAUGUGGAGUACUAGGAGGCUGACCUGAAUUAAUACACAUGAAGCACUUAGAACAGAGCCUGGCACAUGAUAAGCAUUUACACGCCAAGCACUGUGCCAAGGGAAUACGAAGGCAAACCAGCUGGACCCUGUCAUCCUGAAGUUGACAGUUUACUAUGUAACCACCUUAAGAUAAAUGAUUUGAAGGAAAGGACAGUGUGUCUGGCCAGUGAGCAACAGGGUGUCUGCUGUGGCUGAGGCUUCCCUGGGGUGCAGGAGGAGAGAGCGGUUUCAUCCUGGGGUAAGAUGUGGGACCACCAUCUGCCCUGCCUGGCAUUGGGUGGCUUUCAGGCUCACAAGCCCGUGUGGGUUUACAGAACCUUGUCCAGGUGCCUGGCAGUGUAAAAGCAGCAGGGAAAAGUGACAGGGGGUGGAGGACGAGGAGGAUGUCCUGGAUAUCAAGCUUCCAGAGUCAGUCCCUAUGGACUCGAGGGCUCCCACCCACCCAUGGCAGCAGGCUUAGCCAUUUCUCCUUGACUGGUGGUGCCCACCACAGGAUACUGCAGCCACCCUUGGUUUAACCAAGAGUCAGAGACUCAGGGCUGGAGGACUGGCCUGGAGCUGGGCCACAGCAGGCAAUGGAUGGGUGGUUUUUGCCAUGUGACCUGAGAUCACCUGCCUGCCUUCUCUGGGUCACUUUAAAGCCUGGAGACCUUGCCUCCCACAUUCCAAUUCUCCCUACCUCAGGGCAGCAGCUGCCUAGAUUUUUCAUCAAAGACACAGCUGCUUCCCCAGGCACUCCCAAGACUCCCUGAGCCCUCAGUUCUGAGGACUAGAGUGGGGCAGUUGGUCUCCCCUGGGCAUCAAGUGACCAGAGAGGUGAAGUGACUCCACUGGCACCACGUAGUGUCUUGGAGUAGAACCAGUUGAAUGUCUGAUGCUUCUGCCUCCUGUGCUUGGCCAGGAGUGAUGGGCUGCAGGGUGAGGGAUGUGUUUGCCUUCCCAAGGCAUAUGUGCUUGUGGUGGGGGGUGAAGGGUUGGGGGAAAUGAGCCCCAGAAGCUAAGCUCAUCCUCCUCUGCCCUGAUGCACCAUGUGAUGUGGUGAAUCCCUUUUUCUCUCUGGGCCUCAGUUUCCAGUUUCCCCAAAUGCAACAGACCUUGACUCUGUCCAGCCGCUCUACAGUGGCCCAAGCCUCUUUAGUAGAGUUUGCUUCUGUCUGGGUUUCCACUCAGCCAGGUGUCCAGUCUCAGCCCCAUCCCAAUCAGAAACAAUGAGCCAGACCCAGCCAGUCCCCAGGGGCUCACCCCAGACUAUUUUCAGCCCUUGGAGUCAGAAAAGGAUUUUCCACUUCCAGCACAGUGACUGCCCUGGACCAUUGUCCAGUGGUGACCAAGGGAUCCGCCUGCCCCAAAAUAUCUCCCCUGCCCCUACCCUCUGGGCCUUCCUGCUCUGUUUCUCACCUCCACAGCUUGGCAUCACUUCCUGGGGCUGUUACUCCUCAAGGCCACUGUGAAACAGCACGUGAGUCCCCUGGGAGACACGACCAGUUGGAAUUUAUUUCGCCUCUUGGCAGCAACCCCAGGGAUUAUUUGGCUGCAUAGAAGGACUGGAGGCUCUGGGAGGGCUGUGCCUCACCCAGGGUCACACAGCGGUCAGCAUGGAGACCAGAUGUGAGGCCAGGAUCUCUGACUUCUUCAGUGCCUCAGCUGCCUUCAUUUGCACUAGUCUGUGCCUCCUGGGAGUGAGAGCUCACCUCGGAAGGCCUGGGGUGGGCAUCUGGGGAGAAGCCCGAGUGACGUGGGUGAGAGGGGAUAUAACUUGGGCUCUGAGCUUGGAACUCCCGGUUCAGUUCUGUGUUUACCAAAUGUGGCUUUAGCUUGCAUUGAACUCAGAGUUACCAAGUAGCAGCUUCAGGGAAAGAAAGAGGUUGAGGUACCCAGGAAAGCGGAAGCAGGAAGAGCAGGGUUCUGGCCCAGUUCAGCCACCACUAGCUCUGUGAUGGCAAACUCAGUUUCCUCAUCUGUAAAAUGGAACUGUAAAAAGGAGAGUACCUCCUUUCCCAGGUUGCUGAACAGUGAGAAUGCAGUAAGGCACAAAUAUGCAACUUUCUGUUUUCCCCCAUCAAUGCUCUCUGCCGGAUGAUGUCUAAUUUCCUUUUUCCCCUCUAUAAACUACAUAUUUGGCAAACUUCAAA
Messenger RNA from Camelus dromedarius (Arabian camel), 7992 nucleotides. It is a transcript of the gene P2RY2, whose product is annotated as purinergic receptor P2Y2. Gene Ontology annotation, cellular component: plasma membrane. The transcript is spliced from 3 exons. Gene Ontology annotation, molecular function: G protein-coupled UTP receptor activity; A1 adenosine receptor binding; G protein-coupled purinergic nucleotide receptor activity. Lineage: Eukaryota; Metazoa; Chordata; Mammalia; Artiodactyla; Camelidae. The coding region runs from base 790 to 1920 and encodes 376 amino acids. Gene Ontology annotation, biological process: phospholipase C-activating G protein-coupled receptor signaling pathway; blood vessel diameter maintenance; positive regulation of mucus secretion. The record is from RefSeq and is a predicted model, not a curated record.